Thunnus maccoyii (southern bluefin tuna) is the source of this 5491-nucleotide messenger RNA. It is a transcript of the gene ddr1, whose product is annotated as discoidin domain receptor tyrosine kinase 1. Gene Ontology annotation, biological process: protein phosphorylation; cell surface receptor protein tyrosine kinase signaling pathway; positive regulation of kinase activity. The transcript has 20 exons. Bases 387 to 3398 code for a protein of 1003 amino acids. Lineage: Eukaryota; Metazoa; Chordata; Actinopteri; Scombriformes; Scombridae. Gene Ontology annotation, molecular function: collagen binding; protein tyrosine kinase collagen receptor activity; ATP binding. Gene Ontology annotation, cellular component: signaling receptor complex; membrane. The record is from RefSeq and is a predicted model, not a curated record.
UGGGGCUCAGACUCAGAGAAGGGCCGAGGCGCAGGGACCCUGGACGGUCUCUCGCCUUUUCUUUUGUAAUAUUUCCCCGACAAGUUUUAUAACUACUUUUCUCAACAGUGUCGAGUAAAAGUCAGGUUGUGGGUUUCAUAGUGAUUUCGGAUAAUUUUCUGUUUUUUGAGUUUUGACAGAGGUCGUCCACUGAGCGCUCCGGGGGGACUGUUUGGAUUACAGACAUUUCAGUAAACGUGUGUUGUUCAAGGCAGUUUUACUGUGUUUAAAAGAGAGUUCAUCCAAAAGUUUGGACUGGUGUCAAAGCGCACUUCUUCGUGUCUUUUAGGUAUGCCUGUGGUCGUCAGUGUGUCUCCGGACAGGUAACCAGGUGUGUUGCUGCUGUCAUGGCCCUGCCAACUCUGCAGCUGUUGCCUAUCACUGUGGUCACAGUCCUGGUGGCGCUGGUGUCGUCUUCAGAGGACCAUGAGUGGCACUUUAAUCCAGCUCAGUGUCGUUAUGCCCUGGGGAUGGAGGAUGGCACCAUCCCAGACUCUGACAUCACUGCCUCCAGCGCCUGGUCAGACUCCACUGAAGCCAAACACGGAAGGUUGAGUACUGGAGAGGGGGAUGGAGCGUGGUGUCCUGCAGGAGCUGUCUUCCCCAGUGGAUCAGAAUACCUUCAGGUGGACCUGCACAAACUCCACUUCCUGGCUCUGGUUGGUACCCAGGGUCGUCAUGCCGAUGGGCACGGCCAGGAGUUUGCCCGCAGUUACCGGUUACGCUACUCCCGAGAUGGAGUGAAAUGGAUCACCUGGAAGGAUCGCUGGAGCCAGGAGGUGGUGUCAGGGAAUGAAAACACCUAUGAUGUUGUACUGAAGGACCUGGGCCCUCCCAUUGUGGCCCGCAUGGUGCGAUUCUACCCCCUGGCUGACAGGGUUAUGAGUGUUUGCCUUCGGGUUGAACUCUACGGUUGUUUGUGGAACGAUGGGCUGAAGGCUUACACAGCUCCAGUGGGUCACGUCAUGCACCUGUCUGGCAUGCCUAUCUACCUAAACGACUCCACCUAUGAUGGGAGCACAGAACAAGGGGUGCAGUUUGGAGGCCUGGGUCAGCUGUGUGAUGGCGUCCUGGGGGGAGACGACUUCAUAGAAACAAAGGAGCUGAGGGUGUGGCCAGGGUACGACUACCUGGGCUGGAGCCGAGAAGCUCUUGGGCAAAGCGGCGUGGACAUCGAGUUCCACUUUGAGAAACCACGUCGCUUCCACAACAUGCAGGUGCACAGUAACAACCGUCACACCCAAGGUGUCCGGGUUUUCAACAAGGUAGAGUGUGUUUUUAAGCCUGGCAUCCUCCAGCCCUGGUCCUCUCCUCCCCUCAGCCUACCUGUACCCCUGGAGGAUCUAAAGGACCCUUCCUCUCGAACCAUCUCCCUCCCACUGGGCGGCCGGCCGGCUCAGAUCCUCCGCUGCAAAUUCUUCUUCACUGACCGCUGGCUGCUCAUCAGCGAAAUAUCAUUCCUCUCUGAGCCUUUUGAGGAGGACAUUACAGAAACACAGUCAUUUCCUCCUAAUCUUCCCAAGAUUCCCAAAACCAGUUCCUCUCCUCCUCCUGUUGACCACACUUCCUCCUCUCCCACAUCGAGCCACAGUAUCUCCAACACCACCGCCGGCCCUUCUGAACCCCCCACCAACACCACCUUCAUGACGGACACCACUGGUAACUGGACGCUGUCAGGAUCAGAUGGUACUGCUUUGACUCCAAGGGCAGGACUUCCUGUAGCCAAAGAUGACAGCAGCAAUACUGCUAUUCUGAUUGGCUGCCUGGUGGGCAUCAUCCUACUGCUGCUGGCUGUCAUAGCUGUAAUUCUGUGGAGGCAGUACUGGAAAAAGAUACUGGGGAAGGCUCAGGGAAGCCUUUCCAGUGAUGAGCUACGGGUCCACCUGUCAGUCCCCUCAGACAACGUGGUCAUCAACAACACACACAGCUACUCGAGCCGCUACCAGCGCAUCCAUACUUUCCCAGAUGACCGCGACCAUGACAGGGAGGGAGAAGGAGAGUACCAGGAGCCCAGCGCUCUGCUCCGGCCAAGGGAUCAGCGAGACAGCACAGCCUUGCUGUUAAACAACCCAGCCUAUCACGUGCUCCUGUCAGAUCACAGAAAAGACUCCAGACCCCUAGUCGUCCCCAGCACCACUCAGGCUCAGGAAAAGAGCCUCAAUGUGCCCAAGGCCUGUGGCUUGGACAUGGACAUGGAGAAGGGUUUCCCUCCAACUCAAGACGAGCCUCCCCCCUAUCCUGGCUCCCCUCCUUACCCCUCCCUGUCUCCCCCCGUGUCUCCCCCACUGCCUCCCAGCGUCCCCCACUAUGCUGAGGCAGACAUUGUAAGCCUGCAGGGUGUCAGCGGUAACAACACCUACGCUGUGCCCGCCUUGGCCUCUUCCAGCCCUGGAGCUGAUGCCUCCCCGCUGCCAGAGCUGCCGCGACACUUUCUCAUCUUCAAAGAGAAACUGGGAGAGGGACAGUUUGGUGAGGUGCACCUGUGUGAAAUUGAGAACCCUCAGGACCUUCCCAACCUGGAGUUCCCCUUCAAUGUGAGAAAAGGUCGCCCUCUCCUGGUAGCAGUGAAGAUAUUGCGUCCAGACGCCUCCAAGAAUGCCAGGAAUGACUUCCUGAAAGAGGUUAAGAUCCUGUCUCGCCUGAAAGACCCGAACAUCAUCCGACUUCUGGGAGUGUGUGUGAGUAGUGACCCCCUCUGCAUGGUCACAGAGUACAUGGAAUGUGGAGACUUGAACCAGUACUUGUCCCACCGAGUGCUUCUGGACAAAUCUGGACCUUCACACAACACCCCGACCAUCAGCUACCCGGCUCUCAUUUCCAUGGCCAGCCAGAUUGCGUCAGGAAUGAAGUUCCUCUCCUCCCUCAACUUUGUGCACCGGGAUCUGGCCACACGCAACUGCCUGGUUGGGGGUGAGAGGGGUGAGAGCGGAGGGGAUCCGAGCGGCGAGCGUCAUAUCAAGAUAGCUGACUUUGGCAUGAGCAGGAAUCUGUACGCUGGAGACUACUACAGGAUCCAAGGCAGAGCUGUGCUGCCAAUACGCUGGAUGGCCUGGGAGUGCAUACUCAUGGGUAAGUUCACCACAGCCAGCGAUGUGUGGGCGUUCGGGGUCACUCUGUGGGAGAUGCUGAGCGUUUGUCAGGAGCAGCCGUACUCAAACCUGACAGAUGAACAAGUGAUUGACAACGCUGGGGAGUUCUUCAGAGACCAGGGCAGACAGGUGUAUCUGAGCAAGCCGGCUGUGUGUCCUCAGGGUCUCUACGAGCUCAUGUUGAGCUGCUGGAACAGAGACUGCAAGCUCCGCCCGUCCUUUGGCUACAUCCACUCCUUUCUCACCGAGGACGCCAUGAACAUGGUGUAAUGAUGCAAAGACAGAAUAUAAGAAACACAAGAAGAAAGGCGACGUUAAGAGCGGAAACGUCUUGCACGUUCAUGCAUCCUCGCUACAAGCGAGGGAGGAGUCUGAAUCGGUUUGGUGGAGGUGCUGCACAGCAGGAGCAGAUGAGGAGGGAGAGUGGGUUGCUCGCUUUCAUAUUUUGUACUUCUUGGGUGGAUGGGGCUGAGAUGCCGCUGGUUCGGUUUUUUUUCCAAGUCAGACCCCAAAACCAAACUAACCCCCAGCUUUAGAUAGGUAACAGAUCGAGCUACAUUUCACAGUGGUUGGUGGUGGGUGCAGUCUGCAUAGGAACUUUCUCUCUUCUCAGAUACUUAACAUACAGGGAGAGUUUGUGUGACAAGUGGUAAGUGCAGUAGAGUUAAGGUAACAGGACGUUGCGGAAGCUAAACAACUUUGACCAUAGAGAACUAGAAAAUGUACAAUUUUGAAGUGACAUGACUUUGUCAACUCAACAUCUCAAAUACAUGCUGGGUAACAGCUGAAGGUGCUUAUGCGGUGUUGUGGCUGAGCAGUGCACCUACAGUACAGAGACAAACUGCACACAAGGAUUGUUGUCUUAGUAUUUAUGGUAUGUACAGCCUACUGUGCACAUUUAAAGCCAUGUGUUUCAGUAAAAUUACUCCCAGCUUCAGCCCCAGUGGCCCAUCUCAGAAACAAAAAAUGUUAAUUCACUCAAAGUCUACAAAAAGAUCUUAACGAUGGCUUACUCAGCUAACUAGAACCUGAGUGACAGCAGAUCUUGCUGUUUUUUGACCCUUUAUUGAUCCUCUUUUUGAGCCCCACAGCCUUACACAGUGACCCACAUCCACAAUUGUAACUUUUAAGUGGACUAAUGUGAAAUGGUGCGGACCAGACAACAGCAGCCCCCUUUCUGCCCUCAACCACCGACCCCCAUCAAAAAAGUUCAAGAAGAUUUUGAGCCACAGAGAAAAAGAACUGUAUCCCUUGUGCCUAAUGGACUUCUCUGAGGAAACAGGCACAGAAGAGGAGAUUCUGCUGCUGCCGAUGAGAUUUGACCCACAAACUGGAACGGCUUUUCCAGGCAGAGACAUUGCUGCCAGUGAGGGCAGUGGACGGGACAUCUUCAGAUGUGCCUGCUCAGGUGUUUUGGCAAUUUUUUUGUAUCUGGCUGUGACCCAGAUGCAAAGUAUAGAUGAAAAAUUCCACAACCAGCUGCACUUUAAAUCCUACAUGCGUAUCCCCGGCCAUGAUGAAAUCCUUCUCUGUGAGGGGCCUGAUAUGAUUCCUGUCAAGGUGGAUUUUAAUGCAUUUCACUCGCAGUGAUUUCAGAUAUUUGACAAGGGAGAUCAACAUGCAUCACAGAUGUAUUUAAGACACAGUCUGUCUGCCUUUUCAAAAUCCUCUCCUACAAGGCAUCGCCAAACCAUUGGAUGUAAAAUAUUAUUUAAAAAAAAAAUGGAAUGGCACCAUUUCAUCUCAUUUUAAACGUAUGACAAACUUUGUUCUGAAACUUUCAGUGUGCUCAGACACGUUUACUCAUCGAAUAAUCUGUUUCUGCUUAUCCAAAUGCAUUGCUGUAUUUUAAAAACACAGUCAUGGCAUUGCUCAAACAGGGAAUGCUGGGAGUCCUGAUUUUUGUGUGAAUGUCAGCAUCAAUCUCUGCAUUAUCCCACAUUAGUACCUUAAGCUGACUGCGGUAGUAUCAGUGGAUCUACCUUACUGAUUGUAUAGCACUGUAAAUCAGUCCUGACAUGAUCAAGAUUAUCAAGUAAUACAUGUUUACUGAUUGCAAAUGGUUGUGCCAUUUGAGUCAUUUUUGAUACACUGUAGUUCAACUAAACCCAUAUUUUUCUAUAUACUGUAUGUACUUAGACACUCCUUGAUGUCUGAUUUCGUCCUUUUGUCUUUGAAGCUGAACGUAAUAGUAUGUACAUAUUUUAAGGACAGAAUUGUAAUAUCCUUUACUAAUAUAUGGAAAGCUCUUUGUUACAUUUGGGGUCUUCUGUAUCUCUGUAGAAUGCUUGCUACCUUGAUGCUAUUGUAAUUCAUUGUGUUGUCUAUUUUUGUAGAUGUUUUAAUAAAGUUAACCUUUUCAG